Molecule: messenger RNA, 1191 nt
Organism: Moesziomyces antarcticus
Lineage: Eukaryota; Fungi; Basidiomycota; Ustilaginomycetes; Ustilaginales; Ustilaginaceae
Product: acid protease
Exons: 1
Coding region: 1-1191 (396 amino acids)
Biological process (GO): proteolysis
Molecular function (GO): aspartic-type endopeptidase activity
Source: RefSeq, a predicted model, not a curated record
AUGCAGCUCAAGCUCUCCUUCGUCGCUGGUCUCAUCGCCAGCGCCUCGCUGGCCACCGCCGCUCCCGUCGAGCAGGAGCGCGGUAUCAACAUCGACAUCUCCAAGCGCGCCACCCUGACCAAGGCCGGCACCGACCAGAUCGACUGGACCAAGGUCGACGCUCACAUGCAGGGCCUGCGCGCAAAAUACUCGAAGAGCCUUGCGAACUACGAGAAGAACACCGGCAAGGUCCACCCUCUCAAGCGCGAGGUGCCUGAGCUCUCCAAGCGCGCCACCGGCACGGUCGGUCUCACCGACCAGCAGAACGGCGAGCUCUGGACCGGCACCAUGGCCUACGGCACCCCCGCCCAGAGCUUCUCGAUCGACUUUGACACCGGAUCCUCGGACACGCUUGUCAACCCCGGCGCCUACAACCCCAGCUCGUCGUCCACCUCGAGCACCAACGGCGACACCUUCUCCACCGCUUACGGUGACGGCACCACUGCCCAGGGCACCAUCUACCGCGACACCGUCCAUAUCGGUGGCCUGAGCGCCACAAAGACCGCCAUCGGUGUUUCUAAGACCACCUUCAUCGACUCCUCGGAGGGCUCGUCCGGUAUCUCGGGCAUGGCCUUCCCUCAGCUCGCCGCCUUCGGCUCCAGCUACCUCCCCUACUUCUACCAGCUCAAGCAGGCUGGUGCCGUCUCCUCGGGCAAGUUCCAGUUCGACCUCAGGACGAGUGGCUCGUCGCUCUUCCUCGGCGGAACGAACAGUGCGAAAUACAGCUCCACUCCAGUGUACGUCAGCGUUGACUCGAACCAGGGCUUCUGGCAGGUGCCCGCCUCGGUCAACAGCAUCGGCAUCGAGUCGAUCGUUGACACUGGUACGACGAUCAUUGUCGCCCCCACCUCGCAGGCCCAGGCGCUCUUCAACAAGCUCGGUCUGCCGACGUUCACUCAGGACGGCUCGACCUACGCCUACUACAACUGCAACUCGCCCCCUACCGUGACGUUCAAGUACGGCUCGUACACCAAGAGCCUCUCGGCUGCCACCACCUCGUUCGGUACCACCAACGACGGCCACUGUGUGCUCUCGGUUGCUGGUGGCGACCUCGGCAUCAACGCCUGGAUCACUGGCGACUCGUUCCUCCAGAACACCGUCGCCAUCUUCGACACGGACAACAACCGCGUCGGCUUCGCGAACAAGGCCUAA